CAUAGCAAAAGUUUGGAGCUUUGUCUGCUGAAAGUCAGUUUUUAAACGAUUGAAUGAAUGAGUUACUGACUGAUAUCAUAAGCUACAGUAGGGAACGUAGUGGAACUUGGACUCGACAGAAUGAUGACGUGGUGACCAUUAUAUCUGAUAUAACAAACGUGAAAAGUUACAUGUUUUUUUACGUAAAGCCAAAGAGUAGUCCGAAGAUUGAGAGCAUUCCUGCUAUCAAGAAACCUGUUAUCAAGAAACCUGAUAUCAAAAAACCUGCUAUCAAGACAUGCAGCACUGUCAAAUCGCUCCAGUACCUUGGUCGAGUGAAAUCGUUUUUGCUCAGAUGUCCGCUGGAGUACUUCCUCCGCUGGAGUACUUCGUCCGCUGGAGUACUUCGUAAUGUUGUUCUAAGGAUGAACAAAGCAUAGUGAUGUACACGUCUACAUAGCUGGGAAAGAUGAGGUCAUAGAUGAUGGUAAACCCCUUAGAAUGAAUGAAGAAUGGUGCAGUAGCAAGUUGUUGGGUUCUCUGCUAGAAAGUAGGAAAGAUGUCACCAGAAGAAUCAUGUUAGCCAAUGUAGCAUUCCAGAACUUCAAGAAGGUCUGGUGCCAGAGUAAGAUCCCCCUACAGAAGAAGCUGAAGGUCUAUGAGGCCCAAGUAGUAUCUAUCCUCAUGUAUAACUCUAGUUGCUGGGGAAUGCCUAAAUCGUACUGGGACAAACUAGAUGCAUGUCACCGUAACCACCUCAGAAAGAUCAUGAAUGUCAGCUGGCCACGCAGUAUGAUGUCCAAAGAUACCCUCUACAAACAGAGUAACUCUACCCCUAUGUCUGAGCGUGCUGAGUUAUCUAGGUAGAAGAUGCUAGGACACAUACUGAGGAGCGAUGAAAGAUCACCAGCUCAAGCUGCGCUGUGUUUUGCUGUCGAGAUGUGUAUUGAAGUCGGUAGACUCGGGGCUCACAGACGUAACCUCCUGCACCACCUGAAGGUUGACCUCUGGAAGCGCUUCAUCUUGCUGGAGUCGUAUGGUGAUAUUCUCCAUUUGAGAGAACUUGCUAGUGACCGUGGUUAUUGGAGUAAAUUGUUUAACUUUAUACUUGAGUACAAGUCAAUUUGAUUAUUGGGACAUAUAAUUUUACAGAGGAUCACGUUUCGGUUCUAAAUUAUUUUAGGAUUGUUGACAUUUGUAAGAUUGACAUGUUUGAUAAUAAGCAUAGUGAUGAGAGAGGGCUAUUAAUGUGUGGGAUUUCUGCUGCUUUGUUACAGUCAUCUGACUUUUUCAUUUUUACUCGGUGACUUUCUGAGGAAAGAGUUCUGCUAAAAAAGAUAAAAAAGAUAUGCACGCGAGAGAUGUUUCCUCUGAGAUUAUGCUGAUGCCGGAUGCAUCACAAGCACAUAUAAUUCGAACUGCAAAUCGGAGAAUUUUUUUAUAAUCCUGAACUUAAUUUAAAAUCCUUACUUAAAAUCAGUUCUCAUCCAAUACUUUACAGAUAUUGCAUCUAAGAGAGUAACAGGACGCUCGCAAUAUCUUGUAUAUAUAUAUUUUCUUGUGUUUGAAGUCAUUAUAUCUCAAGUUUGGCACAUAUAAAUUCUCCCAAACUCUCACACAUUAUCCGUCAUAUAGCCUUGUAACUAUCUGAAAAGUUUAAAGAAAAUCUAUCAGUCAGACCUUGAGAAAAUCAAAAAUAUAUUCUAAGUUAUUCACUAAAACACUCUAUUUUCGAACUUUUUAACUUUUUAUUUUAAACAGAUUUAUCGUUCUGGUACCGAAAUGCUUUACCAU
This is a messenger RNA of Bolinopsis microptera, 1773 nucleotides long. RefSeq lists its product as uncharacterized. The transcript has 5 exons. The coding region runs from base 54 to 419 and encodes 121 amino acids. Lineage: Eukaryota; Metazoa; Ctenophora; Tentaculata; Lobata; Bolinopsidae. The record is from RefSeq and is a predicted model, not a curated record.